This is a messenger RNA of Candoia aspera, 1051 nucleotides long. It is a transcript of the gene RAB25, whose product is annotated as RAB25, member RAS oncogene family. The transcript has 4 exons. Gene Ontology annotation, cellular component: Golgi apparatus; recycling endosome. Gene Ontology annotation, molecular function: GTPase activity; GTP binding. The coding region runs from base 1 to 675 and encodes 224 amino acids. Gene Ontology annotation, biological process: exocytosis. The record is from RefSeq and is a predicted model, not a curated record. NCBI's taxonomy places the organism in Eukaryota, Metazoa, Chordata, Lepidosauria, Squamata, Candoiidae.
AUGUGUAAUUGGCUGAGAAAUGCACCUAGUGUCUUAAAUACUCUUGUCCUCUUCCUCUCUCUCCCAGUGGUUUUGAUCGGAGAAUCUGGCGUAGGGAAGACCAAUCUGCUCUCGCGCUUCACCCGUAAUGAGUUCAACCACGACAGCCGUACCACGAUCGGGGUGGAGUUCUCCACGCGCACCAUUCUGGUGGGAGAUGCCCUGGUGAAAGCCCAGAUCUGGGACACGGCUGGGCUGGAGCGCUACCGGGCCAUCACUUCAGCAUACUAUCGCGGAGCCGUGGGCGCCCUCUUGGUCUUCGACAUCACCAAGCACCAAACGUACAAUGUGGUGGAGCGCUGGCUGAAGGAGCUGUAUGAUCACGCAGAGGCCACCAUUGUUGUGAUGCUGGUGGGCAACAAGACGGAUCUGGCCCAAGCCCGAGAGGUGCCCACAGAAGAGGCCAAGAUGUAUGCUGAAAACAACGGGCUGCUCUUUGCGGAGACGUCUGCGCUGGACUCCACCAACGUGGAACUGGCAUUCGAGACUGUUUUGAGAGACAUUUUCAACAAAGUGCAGAAACAGAAGCAGAAAAGCCCUCUAGACAACAAAAUCCUGCUGUCUACCGAAAAUCCCAGCGCGGCAUCAAUUUCUCCAGCUGUUGAAGAGAGGCGAGCCUGUUGCUUGAACCUCUGAGGGGGGCUGGCAGGGUGGGAGUCAUCGGCAGGGCUCAUGUCCUGCAUUAAGCCAAGAGUACAUUUUAAUCCUGGUUUGCUGAACAAGCCAGGUCUGGGUUUGCAUUAAGCCAAAAUUAAGCAAUGAUAGGCUAAAAACCUAUCAGCCUGUAGCUUAGCCGUAGACAGACUUUGGAACUUCUUGAUCUGGUUUGCCUACCUCAACCUGGGAAUUUGGCCUUGUGUUGGAGCAAUGCUGGGAUUCAUUCCAAAGCUCCUUCUAGGCUGGAUCCAGAUUCACUCAUGGUCAGAAUAGACUCAUUGAAACCAACAGGCCAAUUCCAAGUACAGAUGUCUAGCUAUACAUGUGAAACGAAUACUUUUGUUUCUCCCUCCCA